Messenger RNA from Copidosoma floridanum, 8566 nucleotides. RefSeq names its product Teneurin-a transmembrane protein (gene Ten-a). Gene Ontology annotation, biological process: motor neuron axon guidance. The record is from RefSeq and is a predicted model, not a curated record. NCBI's taxonomy places the organism in Eukaryota, Metazoa, Arthropoda, Insecta, Hymenoptera, Encyrtidae.
CUCGAGCCUCGAGGCCCGGGGGCCUGGGGGUAGCAGCGGCCACUCCACCAGCAGCUCAGCCGCCCGCUCCACCCUGAAGGAGACGUCGGGCUUCGGCGACUACUCGGCCGCCGGUGAGUUCGAGAUUUGGGGCGAGGAGCACCAGUACCGGCUCGCCAAUGGCCUAGACCCGGUGGCCACCGCCCCCCCGGGCUUGCUCCGGGAGGGGCCGCCCUCGCGCGUCGGUGGGGUGGUCCAGCAGCCCCAGACACCCCCGUCGCUCCAACAGCAGCAGCGCGAGGGCGGCUCCAGCCUCAGGCCUUUGCUACACGUAGCCCACUGCGAGCUCCACUCGCCCCGCGACGCGGAGCUCCUACGGCUGGACCAGCUCGACAGCUACGAGCAGCAGGAGCCAUCGCAGUCGCAAAAACUCGAGCCGGCCGACAGGGACUCGUACGCGAUGAUGGACAAUUACCACAAUCCCGUGCCGCCCCCGCUUCCAAGGAGGCACGCCAGUCACUCGAUGGUGCCUGGUCAUUUAUUGAUGCAGUCGUCCUAUAUGUUACCACCUCAGCAGCAGCAGCAGCAGCAGCAACAAGUGCCAGUGGGCACACUGGGCCCGGGAGCUGGAGCAGCGGGAAGCGGGGGUUCGGGUAACGUGGUGCCCCAAGCGCAGCCCCUGGUCAUGCCGGGCUUUCCCAUGAGGGCGGCGGCCGUGCCCCACUACUCGCCCUACUCGCCGUCGCGCUUCCACAUCGACAAGCGCUGCCAGCACCGGUGCUCCUGGAAGUGCUUCAGCAUCGCCCUCAUACUCGUCACCGUGGCCCUCGUCGCGAUGCUUACCUACUGUGCUACUGUUAACUCCAUGAACAAAAUCGACACGACGAAUUGCGGCCUGGUGCAAGACGUCAAGAGUGUCGCCAACGAAAAUGCAAAUCCGCACGACUCGAUAUCCACGCAAAUUCCAACCGAAGAGAGCCUACCCACGAGCACGGCGGAGCACUCGAGCUCGGCCGACCUGGCGGACCAGCAGCAGCAGCAGUCGUCGUCCCAGCAGCAACAGCAGCAGCCACAGCAGAGCGACCCCCAGAUCCAGCAGUCGGCCCAGCAAUGGCCGGCCGUGCGCGAGCUCCAGUCGUACAACGUCGCCCACUCGGCCGUGAUACCCCCGUACCACUUUUGGAGCACCGAGUUCCGCAACAAGCAGCCCGCCUUCAUCCGGCUGAACCUCACCCUGCCCUGGGGCGCGAACUUUGCCGUGUACGGCCGGCGCAACGUUGCCCCGAGCGUCACCCAGUACGACUUUGUCGAGUUCGUCAAGGGCGGCAGGCUCGACCACCGGCUGAAGCGGGACGCCCUCAGGGACCACGUGAGCUUCACGAGGACCCAGGGCGCCCAGCCCCCGUCGGAGGAGGGGCCCUCGAUGGUGCUGCAGCACCUGCUGUACAAGCGCUCGAGCUUCGAGUCGAUGCUCGUCAACGUCAGCCUACUCCAGUACCUCGACACCGGCCGCUGGUUCAUCUCGGUCUACAACGACGAGCUCCAGCCGUACAAGGUCACGCUCAUCGUCGCCGAGGCCGAGGGCGUAUCCACCACCUGUCCCAACGACUGCUCCGGCAGGGGCUCCUGCUACCUCGGCAAGUGCGACUGCAUCGACGGCUACCAGGGCGCCGAUUGCAGCAAGAGCAUGUGCCGGGUGCUGUGCUCGAGCCACGGCCAGUACGGAGGCGGCAUGUGCCACUGCGAGGAGGGCUGGAAGGGCGCGGAGUGCGACAUCCCGCUCGGCGACUGCCAGGUCCCCGACUGCAAUCAGCACGGCCAAUGCGUCCGCGGCUCCUGCGUCUGCAACCCCGGCUGGAAGGGCGACUUUUGCUCCGAGCCGGACUGCCCGGACCCAAGCUGCAGCGGACACGGGGCCUGCGUAGCUGGCAAGUGCUACUGCAAGGCCGGCUGGCAGGGCGAGCGGUGCGACCAGGUGGACGAGCAGGUAUACAAGUGCCUGCCCGGCUGCUCGGACCACGGGACCUACGACCUCGAGAGCGCCUCGUGCGUGUGCGACGAGCACUGGACCGGCGUAGACUGCUCCCAGCCGAGCUGCGGCCUCGACUGCGGCUCCCACGGCACAUGCGAGAAGGGCCGCUGCAAGUGCCACGACAACUGGACCGGCACUAAGUGCGACCAGAAGCCCUGCGACCCCCGCUGCGCCGAGCACGGCCAGUGCAGAAACGGCACCUGCGUCUGCAGCCAGGGAUGGAACGGCAAGCACUGCACUCUACCGGGCUGCGAGAACAAAUGCAGCGGACACGGCUCGUGCACGCCCGUCGGCGGGGAGUCCAGCUGCGAGUGUCUGCCCGGCUGGGCCGGCCGGGACUGCAGCAUUCCCCUUGAAAUGGACUGCGACGACGACAUAGACAACGAUGGCGAUGGUACAAAAGACUGCUCGGACAGCGAGUGCUGCUCGCAGUCCGUGUGCGCGGAUCAUUUGAUGUGCAUAGCCAGCAAAGACCCGGUCGAGGUCCUGUUGCGCAAGCAACCCCCGAGCGUCACGGCCACCUUUUACCAGCGCGUCAAGUUCCUCAUCGAGGAGAACAGUGUCCAGAGCUACGCCCGUAUCGACGAGUACAGCGAGAGUGCGUUCUGGAGUUCCUUUAAGCCGCGACGCGUUGCGGUGAUGCGAGGCCAAGUGGUGACCGAGCAGGGACUCGGUAUAAUAGACGUCAGGGUCUCCAUCGACAAAGACCAGAAGUUCGGGUUCACCCUGACCAGAGCCGGGGGAUGGUUCGACAUCCUCGCGAAUGGCGGAGGUGCGGUGACGCUGCAAUUCCAGAGGAGCCCCUUCAAGCCGAUGACAAGAACAGUUUUCGUCCCCUGGAAUCAGAUUGUUGUGCUGCCGCCGGUCGUGCUGACUAUCGCCGACGAGGAAAACUCUUUCAGGCCGAUUAAUCAACCGCCCAGCCCGGCCAUUGGUAAAUACCCAACAGUACCCCUUGGUUUUCCAGGCUUCUCGGGGAGCUUGUUCGACGAGCACGGGCCGUGCAUGGAGCACGACCACGAGACUCUUUUCCCGAUAAUCGUCGGCACAUGGAUGCCAGAAAAGGUUGGAGGCCUGCCAGGCAAGAGCCUCGUGUUUGCCGAAACUCAGAUAGUGCAGGAGAGCAUAGCCAUCCCGGGCUCGAACCUCCACUUGAUGUACCGGAGCAGCCAGGCGGCGGGAUACCUCUCGACCGUGCGGAUGCGCCUGACCGGCCCGGUGAUACCCCAAUCGUUGACCCACGUGCACGUCCACGUGGAGAUCGAGGGCUCGGUGCACACCAAGACCUACGAGGCCGAUCCCAACUUGGUGCACACCUUCGCCUGGAACAAGCGCAACGUGUACAAGCAGAAGGUCUACGGGGUCGCCCAGGCCCGGGUCUCGGUCGGCUACCAGUACUCCAGCUGCCCGUCCGUCAUCUGGGAGACCCAGACUGCCAGCCUCGAGGGCCAUCAGGAUACCAUAUCGGACAUCGGUGGCUGGGGCCUGGACAUACACCACCACUACAACUUCCACGAGGGUAUAUUGCAAAAGGGCGACGGCUCGACCCUCCACUUCAAGCAGUACCCGCGCAAGGUGAACGUCGUCAUGGGGACCGGGAAGCGCAGGGACCUCGACGGCCGGGACUUGUUCGAGGGCCUGGCGAAGGAGGCGCGCCUCCUCACUCCGGUGGCGCUGGCCAGUGGGCCCGACGGCAGCAUCUACGUCGGCGACUUUGAUCUCGUGCGCCGCAUCACACCCGAGGGCAACGUCUACACCGUCCUCGUGCUCAGCGCCACGCAAGUCGCCUAUCAGUACUACUUGUGCGUGUCGCCGGCCGAUGGGCACCUCUACAUCAGCGAUCCGGAGAAACAUCAGAUUCUCCGGACCCUCUCGCUCACCGACGUCAAAGACCCGCGCUUGAACAUCGAGCCGGUCGUCGGGAACGGCGAGCGCUGCAUACCCGGAGACGAGGGCCACUGCGGGGACGAGGGCCCGGCUAAUAAAGCCAAACUCGCUCAUCCCAAAGGUAUCGUGAUCGCGGCCGACAAGACCAUGUUCAUCGCGGAUGGAACCAACAUCCGAGCCGUGGACCCUGACGGGGUCAUCCACACCCUGGUGGGGCAUCAUGGCCAUCACAAUCACUGGUCGCCGGCGCCCUGCGUUGGCGCGAUCCCAGCCCAGCAGGCCCAGCUGCAGUGGCCAACUGGCCUGAGCUUGUCGCCUAUCGACGGCUCGCUCCACUUUAUCGACGACCGGCUCGUCCUCAAGCUCACCCGGGACCUCAAGGUGCGGGUAGUCGCGGGCACGCCGCUCCACUGCACCAGCGGGGCCAACAGCGCCGAGCUCCAGAAGCUGAUCAACAGCUCGCAGUCCGCCGCGGCGCGCAAAAAGUCGAACGAAGUCCUGGGCUCGGUGCUCGCGGUCGCUUUCUCGCCGGCUGGCGAGCUUUACAUAGCAGCACGUGACUCGCACCGCGUCAACAGCAUCCGCGUGGUCGACUCGGCCGGCAAGAUGUCCCACUUUGCGGGCCAGCAGCGCGAUACCGCCGGAACAGCGGCACGCGAGCAGUGCCAGUGUAGUGGCGGCGCCAGCGGAGCCAACGCCACCAGGAUGGCCGACGAGGAUUUGUCCGAGCAGCAGCAGGAGGAGGUGGUGGCUACCGUUCAAGGCUGCGCCUGUACGGAGGAGUCGAGCAACGCCGAGAUCUUGCUGGCCUCGAAUGCCAGGUUCACGUCGAUCUCGGCGCUCACGGUCUCCCCCGAUGGCGUCCUCCACGUGGCCGACCAGGGCAGCCUGCACGUGCUCGCGCUCCAGCCGUACUUGCCCGGGUACGACAACAGCGGCGAGUUCAACAUUCCCUUCCCGCCCUCGAACGAGGUCUACGUCUUCAACAGGUACGGGCAGCACGUGGCGACAAAGGACCUGACGUCGGGCAAGACGCGCUACUCGUUCCUCUACAGCAAGAAUACGAGUUUCGGGAAGCUGUCGACGGUCACGGAUAGCGCGGGAAACAAGAUACAGUUCCUGCGCGAUUACAGCAACGCAGUGAGCUCGAUCGAGAACACCCAGGAUCAAAAGUCCGAGCUGAAGAUAUCGGGCGUCGGCUUCUUGGAGCGGCUGUCGGAGAAGGGUAGGGCAGAAAUCACCCUCGGAUACGACAGCGACACAGGCCUGCUUACAAGCAGAUCAGGGGGCCGCGAAACUUACGUGUACAACUACGACGAUCUGGGUCGGGUAACAGAUGUCAUUCUGCCGACCGGGGAAAAAAUCAAGCUGACAUCCGAUCUCACGAACGACGAGGGCCUCGCCGUUAAAGUGGCCGCUCCCCUUCAGGCUCUCAAAUGGGGAGAUAAACAACGAUUUAUGGAGUUCAGGAUGAAAAACGAACGCUCCAAGGUGCUCACCAUUACCGACGGUUCUACGGUGAGACGCGCCACGGCUUUCCCGAACGGCACCCUCGAGCUCGAACUCCCGGGAGGUGGACAAAUCGUGAGCGCUGCGACAACGAAGCACCCGCUGCUGAAGGCCGCGCUGCCCGUCGAGGCGGAGUUGCUGCCGAUGUGGAGUUACAGGGCCAUGUCGCUCGGCGAGCUGAGCAACGUCAUGACGACCAGCUACGGCCUCGUGGGCGAUCCCAGCCGGCUCCAGCAGACGCUCAGCCGUGAGAUCUGGGUGAACGGUUCGCGGGCCGUGAGCGUCGAGUUCGACCAAGCCUACGGUAGAGAGACCUUCUAUGACAGGGGCCGCGCUGCCCUGCUCACCGUCAGCUACGACCCGGCCGGACUACCCCUGCUCUGGCAGCCGCGCGAGGACUUUGGCGAGGCGCUCAACGUCACCUACGAUCGUUACAACCGGGUCCAGGGUUGGCGCUGGGGACCCUCGAGCGAGUCGUACGGCUACGACCGCCACGGCCAGCUCGCCAAGGUCAGCAGCGACGACGGUAGGGACGAUAGUGGCAGUAGGCUCUAUGGGUACGACGAGCUGAGCGGCAGUCUGGCCAACAUAACUCUCCCGAGUGGCCGAAGCUUUGGGUUGCAGUACGACGAGGAUGGAGGCUUGCGCCACAUCGUCUUGCCCUCGGGCACGAGGCACUCAUUCUCUUACCAGGCCUCGCUCGGUUUUACCCGGCUUACCUACACGCCACCGGGUAGCCAGCGCUCUUACCUCCAGCACUACAGCCACGACGGCCGAUUGUUGCAAACCGUGUUCCCGGGAGACGGGGCACGCGUCGUUUAUCGCUACCACGGCUCGGGUGGCCUCGCCGAAGUCGUUCACGGCGACGGCAAGAGCGAGAUGCGCUACGCCGACUCGGGCCUACCCUCGGAGGUCGUGCACUCGGAGCGUGACCUCGACUACAAGUGGGACUACCAGUACAGCGCGGGCCUCCUCGUCGAGGAGCGCAUCGACUUUGGGGCAAAAACGGGCCUGAGCAACGCCAAAUUCACCUUCGACUACGACUCCAACUUCCGACUUGUGGGCGUUCAGGGCAGGAUAGGGGGCCUCGCGCUGCCCGCUCACCCUAUGGCCUACAGUCCGCGGACGGGGGCACUAGAGCUGAUUGGCCAGUUUAAGGUGUCGCGGCCUCAAGCGAACACGACAGCGCUGUACGACGGUACAGCUACGUUCUCGCGCACCGUCGACGGCCGCUUCCUCGUUACUCAGAUCACCGUGACCAUCUACGAGCACGAGGUCUUCAGGAUGGAGUUCAGUCACGACUCGCGCGCCAGGAUCAACCAGACGCGCACCUACACCCGCAACGUGGGAGUCAACACCUACACCAACGUUAAGAACUACACGUGGGACAGCGACGGCCAGUUGGUCGGUGUCGAGGCCCAAGAGCCCUGGGGCUUCCGCUACGACGUCAACGGCAACAUGCUGGCCCUCACCUACCGGGGCAACACCAUACCGAUGGAGUACAACUCGAUGGACCGCAUCGUGAAAUUCGGCGAGGGCCUCUACAAGUACGACAGCCGCGGUCUCGUGAUACAAAAUGCCCGCGAGGAGAGGUUCAGCUACAACGCCAAGGGCCUGCUCGUCCGGGCCACUAAGCGGGGCAGGUUUGAUGUGAGGUACUACUACGAUCACCUCGAUAGACUCGCCGCUCGGAAGGACAAUUACGGCAACGUGACCCAGUUCUUCUACAACAACCAAAAGAGGCCCCACGAAGUCAGUCAGAUCUACAGUCCUCGGGACGGCAAACUAAUGUCUCUGCUGUACGACGACAGGGGCCAUCUGAUAUUCGCCCAAGUCUAUCGCAACAAGUAUUACAUAGCGACAGACCAGUGCGGUACACCGAUCAUGAUAUUCAAUCAGUACGGCGAGGGCAUCAGGGAGAUCAUGAGGUCGCCAUACGGGCACAUUGUCUACGAUUCCAACCCGUACCUCUAUCUACCCGUCGAUUUCUGCGGUGGUUUGCUCGAUCAAAUAACCACGCUGGUGCACAUGCCGAACGGCAAGGUCUACGAUCCGCUCAUCGGCCAAUGGAUGUCCCCGCUUUGGGAGAACGUCCUCGACAGACUGCAAACUCCGACGCACUUGCAUCUCUACCGCUUCAACGGCAACAACCCUAUCGACGUUCAACGUUCCUCGGAAAGUAAUCUUCCUACAGACUACACCAGCUGGCUGUCGAACCUCGGCUACGACCUGAAGAGCCUCGCGCCUCAGCUAUUCCCCGAGAGCCUUCCGAGCAGCCUGGUACCGCCGGCCCUCGAAUCGAGCGGCUCGAUCUUUGGCGAGAGCGAGAAGAAGAAAAAGCACGUGACGAAUCUCGGGGUGCAGUCGGGCUUCCUCGCUUACAUUCAGCAGCGGCACUCGGCAGACGCCGUUGGACUGUCCGCGCCGCCGCGCUCCGCCCUCAAGAAGGACAUGAGCGAGCUUAUCCCGACGCGGCUGGGCGCCAGCUCGGAUCCGCCCUUCGGCAGGGGUAUUCUCGUGUCGCGCACCAAGAGCGGCCAGGCCGUCGUCUCGAGCGUGCCCUCGGCCAACCCGAUCUACCGGGACGUCUUCACGAGCGUGUUCAACGAGUCGUACUUCCUGCCGUUCACCUUUGUGGUGCACUCCUCGCAGCAGGACGCGUUCUACUUCGUGAAGGAGGAGACCUGGCGCGCCCCUGACGACCAGGGCCAGCUCAAGCGGCUGGGUGGCCAGGUAAACACGACCUUCCACGAAGCCUCGGGCUCGGCGGGUCUCAGCGACGUUAAGAUCCACGGGCCCAGUUACGUGAUAAAUUUGCGCUACGGUACGACUGCCGAGAAGGAACGCCAGCGCUUGCUGCACCACGCCAAGCUCAAUGCCGUGCACAAGGCCUGGCACCGGGAGGUCGAGGCUUUGCGCGCCAAUACGCUCGCGAGUCUCGAGUGGACGGUCGCCGAGCAGGAGGAAAUACUCAAGGCUGGCGUGGCCACGGGCUACGAGGCCGAGUACGUUCACGACGCGCAGCUCUACCCGGAGCUCGCCGAGGAUCCCUACAACGUGCGCUUCGUUAAGAAGCCCCUGGACGCGGCCGGGAACAAGCGCCGACGAAGACGAGUCAGCUCGGCCUGCAACAUCUGGUGGCUCGACAAGUUUUGUUAG